AUGGCGCGUAUACCACCAUUCUCCACCACUCUUCUAUUGACUCUAUUUCUCUUGCAUACAAUCUGUAAUGUCAAUGCUUCCGGCGCUUCGCUACUUUGUGAUCACUAUCUCGUUUCUGAUACCACAAACAACGCCGAUGGAGGAGCAAUUGACGGCCAACAACAAAUCCAAUACACUUUUGAAAACUCUCAAUUGCAACAGGUUGAUAGGACGCCAGAACCAAGCAGUAAAGGAUUGAGGGGCAUUCUUUAUAAUCGCGGAGAUCCUUGUCAAAAUAACAAAACGGUAGCCUCACCUUCAAACAUCGCAUCAUUCCGAGUAGCUCUCUUCAAUACAAGCGAUCGUUGCUCAGUCUAUCAACAAAUCAUAAAUGCUCAGAAUGAUGGUGCUAUCGGCGCAAUCAUUUAUUCAACGGACACUUCAAAUAGUGGUGAUGAUGAUGAUUCAACCUCAUCCAUCAAUAUUCCGGCAUUCUACAUUAAUGCUUCGGCAGGUCAGAAUUUGGAAGAAAUGUUGAACAAUUUAAAUAGCACUAGUUCUGGUGGUGAAAUGAUUCGUGUCACUAUGCUUCCAUCACAGUCUAGCUUUCAUAGUGCUUGGCAAAUUGCUAUUCUAGUGGUCGGUUGUUUGCUGGCUGUUUCUUUUUUGAUUUCUGUGGCAAUUCACUUCCGCCUCUAUCAAUUAAGACGUCGCGAACGAUCAGCUAUUGUUGCACAACAAGAAGCUAAUGCUAGCUCUAAGUUGGACAUUUACACAUUGGACAAGUCUAUCAUUGAAAAAUUCCCUACCAUAACUUAUAAAAAGGAAUCAUCAUCAUUAGAUGAUGUACGUAUUUCGAUUCCUGAAUCAUCUUCAGCGCCAUCAUCAUCCAUUCCUGAUUCAAAAAGUCGUCGUGACUCUUCUCGUUCAAUCACCUUUAAUCCCAGGAAGAUUGGUGACCUAUCUAUGACAGAAGAAAAACGUUAUUCAAAUGAUAUGUGCUCUAUCUGUUUGGAAGAAUUUCAGGAUGGUGAAAUCUUGAGACUACUUCCAAAUUGCUCACAUUUGUAUCAUACAGAUUGUGUUGAUAAAUGGCUCAACACAAAAUCAUCACAAUGUCCACUCUGUAAAAAAGAUUGUACACCAGCAGAGAUUGCGAAGAAACGACAAAAGACAAAACAACUUCAAUCUCGACUCUCUGGUCUUUAUGCCACUUCUUCCGGUUCUAAUCAUGCAAGUGAAGAAACUUAUGAUGAUACAACUUAUAAUGUUCAACGUGGAUCUAUUUUUGGUAGAAUUAUUGGCAUGUUUGGUUAUGGUGAUUCGAAUGAAAGCAGUCAUAAUGGUCACACUCGUCCAAAUGGCGAUGAUCCUUUUGCCAUACAACAAUUGCCUCCUGUUGCCGUAAGACCAGUAAAUGUUGGUCGCAUUGUAUAA
This is a messenger RNA of Ambispora leptoticha, 1416 nucleotides long. Lineage: Eukaryota; Fungi; Glomeromycota; Glomeromycetes; Archaeosporales; Ambisporaceae. The record is from the annotation of a GenBank genome assembly.